UUAUCCUGACGUCAUGAAACAAAGCCGGAAGAAAGAUUGUCACGACGGAUUCGAGAAUAUCGAAGAACCUUCUUCUGCAGUCGGCGGUUCAUCCGUGACUCUUCCGUGGCCGGGCAGCAAGAGCGGCGACACUGGAGGUUGCAGUGUCGUUCGUCAUGGACCUCCUUCCGAUUGUACGUCAAUGUCGGCAGAUUCACCAGGAUCUCGACAGUCGUCUGUAGUAACAACGCAACGGUCGACGCCACAACCGAAUCAACCAACAUCCCCUCAAAUACAGGCGAUGCAAUUUAUCGAACCAGCACAGUAUGUUGCUGCAAUCCCAGUUCAACCCCUGAUGCCUAACUACCCAACCUCGGAUGUUCUGUCUCCAAUUCCGCAGGUAGACAAUAUGGUAAUGUCUCCCGUUCAGUCACAGUUACAAGUUGAUCUACAAAAGAAGCACGCUGAACUGCAAGCUAUCAUCGGUCAGCAACAGCAGGAAUUGAGACGAGUGUCUGAACAACUUCUCAUGGCUAGGUUGGGCUUACUGCCAGGUUCGCAAAAUCAGCAAGUUGGAACAAAUGUUCCCAUUUCAUAUCAAGCUACCAACUCUGGAACAGUAAGUAGCACCACCUCAACAGUUAUAGCUUCGGGAGUUCCAGGCCCCAGACAAGUGUUGGUACCUGUUUCUGUUCCCAUUUCGCUUCCCCUUCAGCAUCAGCAGAAUAUAAUAUAUAAUACGCCGGACUCCAAUACUCAGUCGAAUUGAAUGUAGUCGUUUUUCGAUGUUGAUAAGUGUACAGUGUAGUGAUGAUAAAUGAAUAUUCAAUUUGAA
Leptinotarsa decemlineata (Colorado potato beetle) is the source of this 814-nucleotide messenger RNA. RefSeq names its product circadian locomoter output cycles kaput protein Clock (gene Clk). Lineage: Eukaryota; Metazoa; Arthropoda; Insecta; Coleoptera; Chrysomelidae. Gene Ontology annotation, biological process: circadian regulation of gene expression; regulation of transcription by RNA polymerase II. Gene Ontology annotation, cellular component: CLOCK-BMAL transcription complex; nucleus; cytoplasm. The record is from RefSeq and is a predicted model, not a curated record. Gene Ontology annotation, molecular function: RNA polymerase II cis-regulatory region sequence-specific DNA binding; protein dimerization activity; DNA-binding transcription factor activity, RNA polymerase II-specific.